Metschnikowia bicuspidata var. bicuspidata NRRL YB-4993 is the source of this 705-nucleotide messenger RNA. RefSeq names its product Ddc1p (gene DDC1). Gene Ontology annotation, biological process: DNA replication checkpoint signaling; mitotic intra-S DNA damage checkpoint signaling; DNA repair. Gene Ontology annotation, cellular component: checkpoint clamp complex. The transcript has a single exon. The record is from RefSeq and is a predicted model, not a curated record. NCBI's taxonomy places the organism in Eukaryota, Fungi, Ascomycota, Pichiomycetes, Serinales, Metschnikowiaceae. The annotation marks the transcript as partial.
AUGUCGUUCGUUGCCGCCAUCAGCGACGCCGCCCGGAUCGGCACGUGGUCACGUGCCUGCGUGGCCUUGGCCGGGGUCGCCGACCAGAUCGCCUUCACCGUGCGCGCAACCUCGCUCUCGAUGCUCGCAGUGAACUCCAGCAAAACCACCCACGGCGAGGUGCACUUUGAGCAGGGCUUUUUCAACGAGAUUGCGUUCAGCGCCGCCGGCGUGCUUGAGGACGGCUAUUGCAGGGCCGCAGGCGCAUACUCGUUUGUGGUGUCGUCGAAACACCUCGUGAUGCUCUUGAAGAACUCGGACGCGGCCAGCCUCAACUACGUGUGUCUCCAGGUAGAGUGCAGCACGCACACGCCGGCCGUACGCCGGUACAAGCUCGGCGUGGAGAUCUUGACCAAGAAGUUGGUGCUCAAAAAGUACCAGAUCGGGUUCCAGCCCGUGGAAGUGGCGCCCACGGACAUCCCAGCACGGUACGAGACCCGGGCCCGCGGCAACGACGUGUUCCAGUACCUGGUCCCGGCCGCGACCUUCAAGCAGUUUUUGGACACGGCGCACGCGGCGGCCGAGGACUUUGGCGUCGAGGCCAAGGCCGGCCGGAUCGCGUUUGAGGCCUACACCAAGCUGGUGCUCCGGGACCGCGACUGCCUCAAGCAGCCCAUGCUGGUGACCAUGCAGAUGGCGGUGGCAGACUUGGCCCGCUGCAACUUG